CAUAUUCUAUUAAUAUUAUGGAAAAAGAAAAUCCUCCGGUUGACGAUAGUGAACAAACUCGAAAAAAGCAUGCGGAGUCAGAACAAAAAAGACGGGAUGAAUUCAAAAUCCGACUUAAUACACUCCGCGAAUUAUUAGCUUCCACACCUUACCAAAGUAACAAUGCGUCCAAAAUUGAUUUAUUAAAAAAUGUUACUUUUUACAUAAAAAGUUUACAUGAUAAGCUUGAGGGAAUUCAAGUCAGUCUAAAUCAAUCCCGCGCGAAUUGGGACGAAGAAAAGGAAACUCUUCUAAAUGAAAUUAAUCAAUUAAAUGAAAAAGUUAAUCGGUUAAAUAAUGAAAACAAUUAUUUAGACGAAGAAAAUAAUUUAUUACUAAGUUUA
Molecule: messenger RNA, 383 nt
Organism: Dentiscutata erythropus
Lineage: Eukaryota; Fungi; Glomeromycota; Glomeromycetes; Diversisporales; Gigasporaceae
Source: the annotation of a GenBank genome assembly